ACGAGGAUCUGUUUCAAGCCAUCUCCAGCUGCAUAUGAAAAAAAACGGGAUGCACUGAAACGUUCCAAUGCUAAUGAGAGAAAACUGCGGAAAAUCGAGGAGACGAGUGAAAAAAUGAGUGGUUGGUUUAAGAAAACAAGUAUUUUCGUCGUAGCCGACAACAAACAGCAUGAUAACGUAGUAUUUUUUCUCUUGUGAAAAGCGGAAAGAAGGAAAAAGGAAAGUUUGGGUAGUUUGUGUCAACUAAAGUAUGGCGCGAGAGUUUAGAGAGCCCGGAGCGGUCGAGUGUUCUAAAGUAAAGAAGAGGACCAAAAAGAAAAACAGGAAAGAAAAUAAAACCAGAACUGUGCAUUCAAAUUUAUUAUAUGACCAUGCCAAAGGACACGACAACCCAAACAGACAUUACGCAAACAAUAAGAUUAAAACGACGAAGUAUACCCUGCUCUCCUUUCUGCCAAAGAAUCUUUUCGAGCAGUUCCAUCGAUUUGCCAACGUGUAUUUUGUUUUCAUCGCUUUAUUAAACUUUGUUCCCGUUGUUAAUGCUUUUCAGCCCGAGCUAGCCCUGGCUCCGGUGGUUUUUAUAUUGUCAGUUACUGCAAUAAAGGACCUAUGGGAAGAUUAUAGAAGGCACCGUUCGGAUAAAGAAAUAAAUCACAUGGACUGUCUCGUCUUCUGCAGGAGAGAGAGGCGCUACGUGGAGCGGUACUGGAAGGAGGUGCACGUCGGCGACUUCAUCCGGCUGCGGUGCAACGAGAUCCUCCCCGCGGACGUGCUGCUGCUGAGCUCCAGCGACCCGGAUCACCUGUGCCACAUCGAGACGGCCACGCUGGACGGCGAGACCAACCUGAAGCAGAGACAGGUGGUGCGCAGCUUCAUUGACCAGGAUGGUGAUUUUGACCCCACUCAAUACAACAGCAUCAUUGAGUGUGAGAAGCCAAACAAUGACUUGAACAGGUUUCGAGGUUACAUAGUUCAUGGGACCGGCCGAAGGGAAGGUCUGUACAAAGACAACCUGCUGCUGAGGGGCUGCACUGUCAGGAACACAGAGGAGGCUGUGGGGAUCGUCAUCUAUGCAGGCCACGAGACGAAGGCCAUGCUGAACAACAACGGUCCGCGGUACAAGCGCAGCAAGCUGGAGAGGCAGAUGAACGUGGACGUGUUCUGGUGUGUCAUCAUCCUGCUGAUAAUGUGCCUGUUCUCAGCCAUAGGGCACGGACUGUGGAUGUUCCAGUACGGCGACCAGCGGCCCGUCUUCGAUGUGCUCAGCCCAGAGGGAAACGAGAUGUCCCCUGCGCUGUCAGCAAUUUACCUCUUCCUCACCAUGAUUAUUGUGUUCCAGGUGCUGAUCCCCAUCUCCCUCUUCGUUUCCAUCGAGAUCGUUAAAAUCUGCCAGGUCUAUUUCAUCCACCAAGACGCGGACCUGUACGACGAGGAGACGGACUCGCCCCUGCAGUGCCGGGCCCUGAACAUCACGGAGGACCUGGGCCAGGUGCAGUACGUCUUCUCCGACAAGACCGGCACGCUGACGGAGAACAAGAUGGUGUUCCGCCGCUGCGCGGUGGCGGGGGUGGAGUACUCGCACGACGCCAACGCGAGGAGGCUGGCCGCGUACCAGGAGAUGGACUCCGAGGAGGAGGAGGGUCUUUCGACGGGCACGCUGCCGCGGCGGGACAGCGCCGCCAGCCACCAGAGCGCCAGGGUGGUGCUGCGCUCCCAGAGCACCAAGUCCCACCGCCGCACCGGCAGCCGCGCCGAGGCCAAGAGAGCCAGCAUCCUGUCCAAGCACACCGCCUUCAGCAGCCCCAUGGAGAAGGACAUCACGCCUGACCCGCAGCUCCUGGACAAGGUGAACGAGUGCAGCAGCCAGCCUCUGGGGCAGCUCUCCCACGAGCUGUCCGACAUCAUGGAGUUCUUCAUCGCGCUCACCAUAUGCAACACCGUGGUGGUCUCCUCCCCUAGUCAUCCUCGACAGAAGGUGCGGAUGAGGUUCGAGCUCAAGUCCCCGGUGAAGACCAUCGAGGACUUCAUCAAGCGCUUCACGCCGAGCCGCCUGACGUCCGGGUCCAACAGCAGCAGCUCGUCCAGCCUGGCGGCCGGCCGCUCGGCGCAGAAGCAGAGCUCGGCCAGCCUGCCCUCGCCCUGCGCGGACAGCGCCCUCCUCAGGCUGGAGGAGGAACAGCACCCCGCCCGGCCGCCGGACCCGCAGAGCGCCUUCGGCCCCGCGGCCCCGGACGGCGGCCCCGCGCCCGAGGAGGGCGAACUGCGCUACGAGGCCGAGUCGCCCGACGAGGCGGCGCUGGUCUACGCCGCCCGCGCCUACCGGUGCUCGCUGGUGGGCCGUCUGCCCGACCAGGUGACCGUGGAGCUGUCGCACCUGGGCCGGCUGCACUUCGAGCUGCUGCACACCCUCGCCUUCGACUCCACCCGCAAGCGCAUGUCCGUGGUGGUCCGGCAUCCGCUGACCAAUCAGAUCACCGUCUACACCAAAGGGGCUGACUCCAGCGUCAUGGACCUGAUCCAAACGCCGUCCUCCGGUGACACCAGAAGUAAACGCCAGAGAAAGAGUCUGUUCAAAACGCAGAAUUAUCUCAACCUGUACGCGGCCAGCGGCCUCAGAACUCUCUGCAUCGCCAAAAAGACUCUGACCGAGGCGGAGUACGGAGCCUGGCUGGAGAGCCACUUGCAGGCAGAGACGGCCAUUCAGGGAAGAGAGGAGCUGCUGUUUCAGUCUGCCGUGAAACUGGAAACAAACCUUCAUCUCCUGGGGGCCACUGGGAUUGAGGACCGGCUGCAGGACGGGGUGCCAGAGACCAUCGCCUCCCUGCGGAAGGCGGGGCUGCAGAUCUGGGUGCUGACUGGAGACAAGCAGGAGACGGCCAUCAACAUCGCCUACGCCUGCAGGCUGCUGGACCCCGAGGAGGAGCUCAUCAUUCUCAACGCCGACACACAGGAAGCGUGUGCCGUGCUGCUGGAAGAGAGCCUCCACUACAUCCAGUCCAAGUUCCUGUGCGACUUCCCCGAGCAGGGCAGCCGGGCCUCGCCCGACGACCUGGGCCCGCCGGGGCCCCUGGGGUCGCCGGGGCCGCCGCCCGCCCUGGUCCACCGGCUGGGGCUGGUGAUCGACGGGAGGACGCUGGCCUACGCGCUGGACGGCAGCCUGGAGGAGCGCUUCCUGGCGGUGGCUCGGAGCUGCCGCUCGGUGCUGUGCUGCCGCUCCACGCCCCUGCAGAAGAGCAUGGUGGUCAAGCUGGUGCGCAGCAAGCUCAAGGUCAUGACGCUGGCCAUAGGUGACGGGGCGAAUGAUGUCAGCAUGAUCCAGGUGGCUGAUGUAGGGGUCGGGAUCUCAGGGCAGGAGGGGAUGCAGGCUGUGAUGGCCAGUGACUUCACCAUCCCCCGCUUCCAGUACCUGCAGAAGCUCCUGUUGGUCCAUGGUCACUGGUGCUACUCCCGACUGGCCAACAUGAUCCUGUAUUUCUUCUACAAGAACGCUAUGUUUGUGGCGCUGAUCUUCUGGUAUCAGUUCUACUCGGGCUUCUCAGGGUCAGCCAUGAUUGAUCAGUGGUAUCUCAUCUUCUUCAACCUGAUGUUCUCCGCCUUUCCUCAACUCAUCACCGGCACCCUGGACAAGGACGUGUCAGCGGAAACCCUGCAGAACCUACCUCAGCUCUACAUGAACGGGCAGAACUCCGAGGAAUAUAAGCCAUACAUGUUCUGGAUGAACAUGAUUGAUGCCUUCUACCAAAGCAUUGUCUGCUUCUUCAUCCCCUACUUUGCCUAUGCUGACUCAGACGUGGACUUGUUUACAUGGGGCACACCCAUCACUACUCUGGCCCUCUUCACUAUCCUGCUCCACCUGGGCAUCGAAACCAAAACAUGGACCUGGCUGAACUGGGCCUCCAUCCUCUUCAGCGUCAGCCUGUUUUUUACGGUGGCCCUGUGCUACAACGCCUCCUGCCCCGUCUGCUACCCCCCCUCCAACCCGUACUGGACCAUGCAGAGGCUGCUGGGAGACCCGCUCUUCUACCUGCUGUGUGUCAUUACCCCGGUGGUGGCCGUGCUGCCCAGAUACUUCUACAGGGCCUGCCAGGGCUCCCUGUUCCCCAGCCUGGUACAGGUCGGCCGGCAGCUGGACAAGCUCUCCCCGGAAUCCCGCGGAAGCUUCCUGAGCCAGCGGUCCAUGUGCGGAGCCCGCGUCCCCCCGUACCCCUUCCCCGGGCCCUUCCCGAAGGAGUACGCCCCCAGCGCCCCGCAGUCCCACCCCUGCCCGACGUGGGGCAGCCCCAACGACUCCAAGCAGCCCAUAGACCAGCUGAGGCCGGGCUGCUGCACCCCCCGAGUGUCGGACAGUAAAGAGGGGGGCCCCGACCGGCCCGCACCGGCCGCCUCUCUGGACAAAAGCGCGCCCCGCCCCGCGGAGCCCCCCAGCCCUGCUCGGACCCCCCCCGUCCCGUAGCUCCCCUCGGCCGGACCCCGCCCCGGACCCCGCCCUGGACCCCCCAGACUUCCGGGGGCUGAACUGGACGCCCCCGCCGCCCUUCCCUGAGCGGGACGGGGUGCCUCUGAGGGCCCUGUCUGCGUGUGACCCGCAGCGGGCGGGACGAGGGGAAGGGCGUCACGCCCCAAACGCGCCAGACUGCGCGGAGACGGACGCCCUUUACCCCCACAGAGAGGGCCUCCUCACAACAACGCUCUUAUGAUCUCUGAUCUCCCCCAACGCUGUUCAGAUUUGCACGUUCAUGGGGAACUCCCACCCUUUCAGGAGGGAAACCCUGCCCAACCCAACCCUAGUUGCAUAAAGCUAUAAAUAGGUACUAUAUGUAUAUAUAUGUGUCAUCUCUAAAAUGUAAAGAGCCUUAUUCAGCUGGAUGGAUCGGAUAAAGCACACUGUAUAUUUCUUGAGGAAAUGUUAGUGGUUUUGACGAGAGGUUGUUUUUUUGUGUUUUUGCUGUCGGUUAAUAUUUUUUAAUGGUUUUAUUCAGAUUUAUCCUAUGCAGAAUAUCACUGGUGAUGCUUAUGACUUAUGACUAGGCAUUUAAUUAGCUCGUCCUGUUGUGUGUAUAUAGAGCAUCUAAAUAAAUGUAUGACUAUUUAUGCAUGGAUGCUUUUAUAAAGAAGUAAAUUAUAUGGAUUUUUUGCUAAUCAUAAAUGUCUAUGAUGCAAGUUUGAGUAAUUGAUCAUGUGUGACAGGUCACGGUGUGCUUUAGUUAUUUUUUUGGAAUGCUCUUCCUAAGUCAGUGUUCUAGAACUCCAUUGCUCUCAGUUACCAGUAGUGAUUAUUACAUCAGCAUGAGAACGUUCGGUUAAGAACAUCCAUCCAUCCUUCCGUUAUCUAUACCCGCUUAUCCUGGGCAGGGUCGCGGGGGGUGCUGGAGCCUAUACCCGGCGUGCGUUGGUUAAGAGGCAGGAGUACACUGGACGGGCCAGUUGAGAACAGUCUAAUUGCAUAUUUGUGAUUUGACAUCUUAAAGGGUUAGGUGGCAUUGGUUGUGGCUCGAGCAUGGCAUCACCGCUUCUGUCUGACAGGGGAUUGGACGGAGUAUGAGAUGCCAUCGCUUGUUAAUCCAGAUGCAGUUUUGUGGUGCUUCACGAGAGCUGACUGUUUAGCUUUACUUGUGGUUUGUCUAUGUGCCUGUGGCAGAAAGAGUGUUUCUAGUCAUUAGGCGUUAAUAACUUGCAAAUGCCUCUUCACCUGUUGAGUUUCAAACUCGGUGUAAGCAAAUGGGACAGUGCCCCUUCUUAUCAAGCAAAGGACGCCUUCACGAUGUGUUUUAGUUCAGUGUCCUCUUCCCCAAUGAGUCCGUAAGCUGGACAUGUCCGGACAUUAUAGGCCACAUUCUGGAGGACUGUGGAGAAAGCCCGUCAGGUGGCCCGUUAAAUAGAUGCAGUAACUGUUGUUGUUAGAUUAUUCACAGUACUGUUCUGCUGCCAGUUCUGCGUCAUCACUGGAUUGCAUCAGAAGAUAAAAUGAGCAUGUGCAAAACAACUGGAGAUAUUACAGCACACACACCUGUGUAAGUCUGCACACACUGAGGUAACGUUGUGUUUAUGCACCAUUGAAGGUCACUGGAGCAUAUCAUGGUCUGUCAUUAAUGAACAAAUUAAUCAAAUCAGUUUAGCCAGCAGCCAAAAAUCUUUUGCAGGAAACGGUGACUGAUUUCUUUUAACGGUCACUGUGUUUACUAUAGGAGCACAAGCUAUGUGGCAAUGCUAAUUACCAAACAUACUGUUCUGUUUUUAUUUUUAUAUAUCCAUUUAUUUUAUGUUUUUAUGUACACAAGCCAGGUUUCCUGGGUUCUUUUAAAAUUGUGUUGCCAUUCUAAUCCACCUGACAAAUGUGACCCAGCUGGCCAAUAAUAGGCUUCUGUCCUUCUGAUCGCUGGGUCAGUGGUUGGGUUGGUCUUUGGCGACCCCAGGAUAUCCUCCAGCUGUAGUUUUGCACACUGAGGUCAUAUUGGCCUACUGUGUAAUUGUGGCGCUGGGUAACGUGUGCUGGAGUAAUUAGGGUCCGCACUUCGUCGUGUCUGCCGGUUGCUAAACCCGCGAGGCACCUAUGUAAUGCUGCUUCUAAACCCCACACGUCUAAGCCUGAACCACAUCAUGUCCUCUGUGGUUGGUUUGUGGACCAGGAAUAUUUUUCCGUUGGAAAAUCCCCACCCCCUAGGCAUAAGCAAUAAUGAUCAUGGUCAGACAGUAAUGGUCAACCCCAUGUUAUCUCCAUGCUGUAUGGGUUAUUGUAAUUCCAGUGGGGUCAACAAUUUGGUCUAGCGCUGGUUAGCUUCACUGAGCCAUUAGUAUGCUUCAGCAUUGGCUGAUGUUCAAGUUUCUCUCUUUUUUUUUAUUUUGGGGGUGGCUGCCGUUGCUAGGAAACCUCUUACCAGGUUUUGUCCGCCAAAGAAGCCAAGUCACAGAAGCUGUGACGUCACAGAAAAAGGCCAAAGAAAUGAAUGCGAGAAAUGUUUUCUUAUGGGGAAAAACUCCAGAAUGGACACCAGCCAACAGGAAACGCUGAAGUGUGACUGAGGCCCUGUCGGGUGGCACACACAGACGGCUCACUGUGCUGUCCAGGGAUGGAAGGGUGCGGUUGGUGGGAUUGUCCCUGUUUCACCGCGCACUCCUCUUAUUGGCUGCACACGCAGUCUGUUCCACCAGUGACUGUUCAGCACUGCCGGUGGUGCUUGUGCUGACCGAAUGAUCUUGACAGAAUCCUGUCUGAAGCACCAAAAAAAAAAAACCUUUUCUAGAACAAAUUGGGCAGCAUUUUUUCCUCUGAAUUCAGAUGGGUGUCUUUACUCCAUUUCAACAGCACACUACCAGUACUGUGUUUAGGACUGAGUGAAUGGAAUGAGAGAGGAAAAGCCAAUGACUGCUUUUUUUUUUCUCUGCUGCAAAUUUCACUCAGUCCUUUGUAAACAUCCUUUUGCUAUCAAAAUGACUUAAUUAACGGUUCAUUUUGAUCCAACAGUUCCGUAUGUAUUGGGUAGGUGUCUUACAAAGGAUGGUGGUCCUGGGGAAUUUAAGAACUACAAAUUAGGUUCACUGUCUCCCCUAUGGAAGCUCACGCGGUUCCAGUUUUAUGUGUUUUUCCUCACAGUAGACAGGUUUUAUAGUCCAUAACGCCUAAUCAUAUUUAAUAUUACUGUGAGAUAUUUUAAGAUCACAUCAUCAAGUUGUCUGUCUGAAUACAGACCUGACUUAAGAUCACAGCUGGAUCUACUGUGAGAUAUUUUAAGAUCACAUCAUCAGGUUGUCUGAAUAUAGACCUGAGAUCACAGCUGGCUUGUGGGAGGGAAAGUUUACCAUUUGGAUUGACCUGUGCUGAAUUAUGCUGAAUUUUGUUUUGACUGAAUCUUGAGGUAAUGUUAUGGCUGAAAGGACCAAAUGGGAUGUUGCAGUGCCAAAUUACUGGAUCUCUGUUGUUUCCCAGCUACUUUUGGAUCAUUUUGAAUAACUUGCAUCUGUAAUGAUGAAAGACAGUUGUGAGAUUCUACUUAAGAUUGGUGUUUACCAAUGCUGAUGGUUACAUGCUCAUUAUUAUGCUAAUGCUAAUAUUGAUUAUAUAUGUAACUAGAAAGAGAUGCCUGAACAUUGAUAAGCUAUGGGCAUUGUCAAUCUCUCCCCUUUGCAUUUGUUGUUCCACCUUAAUUUGAAUACUGUGUAUUUCUCUUUGAAUGUGAGCUUGGACUGUUUUAACAUUAAUGUUUCACUGAGGGUUCACCGAUAUCAACGGUAGUUUUAACUCUGGAAUUUUUUUUUUUUUACCAAGUCAUUUUAUAAUUUCUGUCAAUCAGAUAUGUUCUAUUGUAUAUUCAUUAAAUGUAGGUCCUUACUGAAAAGGAUAGGAUACAGUCCCUUCCCACCAUUUCCAUUCCUCUCCACUUUCCAUUUCUGAUAAAGAUGCCUGACAUGGCAACAGUAACCAUGUGGGGGUGGAGCCAGAGGGAUGGCUCCAGUUGAUUGGAUCUUUUAGACUACCAGCGUCGUCUGCUUAUGGUCUUGCAGACAUUAAGCAGAAAUUUGAACUAUGUAAAUUCCAGGAAAAAGAAAAUGGUGAUACAUAAUUUCAUUAUUAAUAGUUAGAGACUGAAUACCAGUGAUGAGAUUUAAGCUGGACUUAAACUCCGACUCAUUUGCAAUGUACAAGUCCUGGCUGUAGGGUCUGUUGAGAGAGAGCUUUUAAUGCUUCUAUGGCGAGUCAAUUAAGGAGAGGGAUAGGAUCAAUAUUCUACCUGUUACAGGAUUCAGACCUCUGCCCCCUAGGAUAAGAGGAUGGAGGAUCAUGAUUAUGCAUAUAGUAAAAGUGUAAUAUUUCAUAAGAAUUUUUAAUUUCACGCGUUGUCAGCUUUGGGACAGACUUCAGGAACACUAGGCCUGUGUUUGUGCAGAAAACCCCAGUUAAGUGGUCCCCUGAGCUGGGUUUGACUUCCUACUAAGGAGUGUCAAAAACAUUCAAAGGUUUUUAAAAAAAAAAAAAAAAAAGUAUUUAUUUUUAUAUAUUUUUUUGAGACUGAAAAAUCAGCUUUUUUUUUUUUUUUUUUUUUGAAAGGUUACAUUCUUUGCCUUGUCACAGGGCGUGACACCAAGCGGCUUCCUGUGUACACGGCUCGCCUUCAAAGAACUCUAAACUCCAGGAGUGGCGUGUCAUUGUGUAGCCUGAAACUCUCCCACAGGCAACUCAGCUGGUGACUUCCCUAAUACGUGCAGCUUAGCUCUCCACCAGUACUGUCUCAUCAAGACCAUCGCAAAAAAAUAUAAAUAAAUUUAAAAAAUGAAUUAUGCUAUGGAAGUCCGACAGGUGUGUCACAACCUUUAUUCAAUUGCUGUUGAGUAAGUGCUUCUGUUCCUGGCUAAAUAUGUUGGGUUGAUUGCAAAUAAACUUGUAAGCCAUAAUUAUAA
Molecule: messenger RNA, 9393 nt
Organism: Anguilla anguilla (European eel)
Lineage: Eukaryota; Metazoa; Chordata; Actinopteri; Anguilliformes; Anguillidae
Gene: atp10a
Product: ATPase phospholipid transporting 10A
Exons: 21
Coding region: 251-4453 (1400 amino acids)
Biological process (GO): phospholipid translocation
Cellular component (GO): plasma membrane
Molecular function (GO): ATP binding; ATP hydrolysis activity; magnesium ion binding
Source: RefSeq, a predicted model, not a curated record